Ictalurus furcatus (blue catfish) is the source of this 1698-nucleotide messenger RNA. RefSeq names its product uncoupling protein 1 (gene ucp1). The record is from RefSeq and is a predicted model, not a curated record. Gene Ontology annotation, biological process: adaptive thermogenesis; mitochondrial transmembrane transport; response to cold. NCBI's taxonomy places the organism in Eukaryota, Metazoa, Chordata, Actinopteri, Siluriformes, Ictaluridae. Gene Ontology annotation, molecular function: oxidative phosphorylation uncoupler activity. Gene Ontology annotation, cellular component: mitochondrial membrane. Bases 130 to 1059 code for a protein of 309 amino acids. The transcript has 7 exons.
UUAUAUAAAGAGGGAGAGAUUAAUCUGCCUUUCUCAAGGUUUAAUCCAAACUGUCUGCUGCAGACACAAAACUACUGCCAUCUCCAAAGGGAUUACGUACCUGAGGACUAGACCGAAAAAUCUGUGAUCAUGGUGGGACUGAAGCCAUCUGAUGUUCCUCCUCCUUUGGGAGUGAAGGUACUGAGUGCAGGUACAGCCGCCUGCAUCGCCGAUCUUGUCACCUUCCCUCUGGACACGGCUAAAGUCCGGCUACAGAUCCAGGGUGAGAAGGUGGCAGUAGAAGCUACCAAGAACAUCCGUUAUCGUGGUGUGUUUGGGACGAUCAGCACCAUGGUGCGGACAGAGGGGCCUCGGUCACUCUAUAACGGCCUGGUGGCCGGCCUACAGAGACAGAUGGCCUUUGCAUCUAUACGAAUCGGCCUCUAUGACAACGUCAAGAGCUUCUACACAGGAGGCAAAGACAACCCCAAUAUAGGUAUCCGCAUCCUGGCCGGCUGCACCACAGGGGCGAUGGCCGUUUCCAUGGCUCAGCCCACAGACGUGGUGAAAGUGCGCUUCCAGGCCCAGAUGAACCUACAGGGAGUCGCUCGUCGCUACAAUGGGACCAUGCAGGCGUACAGACAGAUCUUCCUUCAGGAAGGCCUCCGUGGACUCUGGAAAGGAACGCUACCCAACAUCACCAGGAAUGCCUUGGUCAACUGCACAGAGCUUGUGUCUUAUGAUCUGAUCAAAGAAGCCAUUCUUGGACACAAGUUGAUGUCAGAUAACCUGCCGUGCCAUUUCGUCUCUGCGUUCGGCGCCGGCUUCAUCACCACCGUCAUCGCCUCUCCCGUGGACGUGGUGAAAACUCGAUACAUGAACUCUCCUCCUGGUCAGUACAAAAGUGCCGUCAACUGUGCCUGGACCAUGAUGACCAAAGAAGGGCCUACAGCCUUCUACAAAGGAUUUGUGCCUUCCUUUCUCAGACUGGGAUCAUGGAACGUCGUCAUGUUUGUGUCGUUCGAGCAGCUGAAGAGAGCCAUGAUGGCCUCUAAAAAGAAGAUGGAAGCCACCAUGUAGAGAAAAAGACUGCCGCUUCCAUGUGAAAAGCACUGACUCGCUGAACAAGCUGCCAUUUGUACUGCUGAAGGAAAAAAUGUAACUUAUUAGUCUGAACUAAAGGAAAAGAGGAUGAAUGCUCACCCUAAGCGUUAGUCUAUACAGCGUUUUUGAGAGAGAUGAAAGCAUAGCCAGUUCAUGUUUACUGCAUGAUAAGAAUGAUGCUUUCUCUCAGGGCCUGGUGUGUGUGUGUGUGUGUGUGUGUGUGUGUAUAAAGCAUUAUGAUGUACAGGUCCAGUGGUGCUGCGGUAGCUGGUGGAUGAUGAAAAGCCAUAUUCUGCACUUUUUUCCACUUUUUACGCCCCUUUUUUCCACUAAACUACUGUGUGUACAAUGUGGCUUUACACACAACACUGCCCAUAAGAUGUCUUUGUUUUUUUUUUAAAUAAUUAUUAUGAAUACAAAUGAAUCCUUUGUUUAAAAAAGGACAGUGUUUUUAAUUUAUAUUGAACUGUUUACUGUAUGUCUACUCACCGCUCGAUUGCUGCAAGCUUGCAGGAAAAAUGUGCAAGCCCCACCGUAAGCUAUGACAGCAAACGACCUGAAACGUAGCCUAGCAAAGUCCAUUUCUAAAAUAAAUACAUAUUUAGGUAAAGUACA